AUUCGUUUUUUUUUCUGUUUACUAAUUCUUGAAUUAACUUUUCAACCAUUUACCCGAGAUUAAGCUUCCCAAACAUUUAAUUUAACAAUUCUUCUUUAAAUUAUAAAUCACAAAAUAAACAGAAGACAUGACAGAGCACAAUGGAAGCCUGGUUAAAGAUCCCAAGUUAGCUCUUAAUCGUGUAUUUAUAGGAAAUAUUCCGCAAUGCACAAAAGACGAUCUCGAAAGCAUUUUCAUUCCCUAUGGUAAAGUUAUUGAUUCGCUUGUCCAGAAGAACUAUGGUUUUAUUCAAUUCGAGUCCGAGGAAAUCGCUAAUAGAGCUGCGAAGGCACUUAACAAAUCCCUAUUCAAGGGCAAUCAUAUAUCCGUUCGAAAUGCUGGACAUAAAAAGCGUGCAAAUCCGAAUGCCGGCGGGGUUGCUGGUCCAGCUAAUAAACAACCUUUCGCAGGAGCUCCCCAAGGCGGUUUCAAUCAUUCGGUAAGAUCUAAUCCUGAUUAUAAUGAUUGCGAGAUCAUCGUUGUGGACAGACAAAAUACGGCCUAUGCUGAGUACAUUGAAGGGCGCUUAAAGACACUCAAUCUUCAAGUGGAUGUGCUCUUUCCCAACGAGGAAGUCUCACUGGGAAAGGUGCUUGCAAACAUAUCCUCUCGAGGCUGCAUGUACGCAAUUCUAGUUACACCACAAAACGAGGAACUUCGAAGCAUCACGGUGAAUAUACUGUACGGAAUCCCUGCGGAACAUCGCAACAUGCCAGUGGACGAUGCCAUCACUCUCAUAGCCGACGAUUUUCGUCUCAGAAUCGGUCCGCAUUUACAAAAGAAUAACCUACCCAAAGCCGUUCAAGUAAUUACUCCCUCGAAUGUGGCUGCUCCACCUUUGAAGGAACGUCAUCCCGAUGCAGUGCAAUCUCUGCUAAAUUUACUGGCAGAUAACUUGACACUCACCGUCCUACAAUACGAUUGUAUCAUCAAGUAUCUCCAGGAGAGAAGGGAACUCCAAUUGAAACUAGAAUUGGGUGAUGCCGCCACAAGUGCUGGCGCUCAACCAGAUCCCGAAAUCGAAUUGCAAAAGAAAAUUCUGAACAUUCUCAAUAAGCCAUCGGUCGCAGAAACACAUUAUGAACUGCUCUAUCCAAGUUUGGAAUCGGUCAAGUCAGAUUAUCGUGCAAUGGAUUUGUUGAAGGACGUCCGGAUUCAAAAUGCUAUCGAUUCAAUUCUAACUUCCAAUCUUAUGGGUACAAUUGAAAAACAUAUGAAAUUUUAAAGUUGUAUUUAUUUUUUCUAAUGCAAAAAUAACAA
Messenger RNA from Eupeodes corollae, 1299 nucleotides. It is a transcript of the gene Neos, whose product is annotated as nuclear receptor coactivator 5. The record is from RefSeq and is a predicted model, not a curated record. Lineage: Eukaryota; Metazoa; Arthropoda; Insecta; Diptera; Syrphidae. Gene Ontology annotation, molecular function: RNA binding. The transcript is spliced from 2 exons. The coding region runs from base 128 to 1264 and encodes 378 amino acids.